CUUGUCUAUUUAAGGUACGUCUCACAAUAUUGAGCUGCCACUAUACAUGCGCCGCUAUCUUCUAUGAAGCUGCCCAGGCUUUUAAUUACUCAGUAAUCUAAUUAAUCAUUAAAGUAAGCACUAAACUAGUAGCCCUAGCUGGGACAAUAAUAUUCCUGAGAGUCAACCAGUUCAGCUUGCGGAAGAUGUUGUUUUCUUAUCAUAUGAAGUUGCGUUGGUGACCUGUAGAUGAACGGCCCACAACAUGUUGUCUACGUCCCCAUGGAGAUAACUGAAACCGGACUACUUUUGUCGUUCUUUGGAAUUUCCAUCGGUCGGAAAUUGUGCACCAGAUUGAGCUUCCCAAGUACUUUUGACGAUCUCCAGGCUCUUGCAUCAAAGGGGCUGUCAAGAACAGCGCAGGGGAGCCUCGUUUUCGGCGUUCGCCCUUCCAAAGGCAAGGAAGAAAGCAGAGGAAGAAGAAGAAGAAAGAAAAAGAAACACUGUUUACCCUGGCGCACGAUGAGAGGUAUUGACCAGAAGCUUCGACGCCGGUUUACUAUCGAAUGACUGAUGGUUGAUCGAGUCUCCGAUAAGAAUGAUCCAGAAGAGGAGUGAGUAAUUCUUACUUGUAUACCAUCUGCUGCUGACGGACGUGUAAUCGUGUCGUCUUCGCUCAUCGUGAAAUGAGGAUGGUGAAAGUGGAGAUGCCUAUGUCGAGUCCCAUAAACAGCCAAGACCAGUCUCACCUUCAGCAUCGGAAUCCACUCGAUGAUUUGUCCAGCACCUUGCCGGCUGUGAGUACGACCAACUGCUCCAGUGUUACGUCUGUGAAUCAGGUAGCGAGCAGCACAGUGACAACUUCGAACGAAGCUGAGCCAGAAGAUAAGGUCGUGUCGACAACGAAGAAGUCGGGGGCAGGUGUGAGACGACAGGAGAAGCCCCCAUACUCGUACAUUGCGCUUAUCGUCAUGGCCAUUCAAAGCUCACCAUCGAAGCGGCUCACCCUCAACGAGAUCUACAACUUCCUUCAGCAACGUUUUCCGUUCUUUCGAGGCCCUUAUUUAGGAUGGAAGAAUUCUGUGCGACACAACCUCUCCUUAAACGAGUGCUUCGUGAAGCUACCUAAAGGAUUAGGGAGACCAGGGAAGGGCCACUACUGGACAAUUGACCCAAGCAGUGAACUCAUGUUUGAGCAAGGUUCCUUCAGAAGAAGACCCCGAGGCUUCCGUAGGAAAUGUCAGGCAAUGAAGCCGUACACCACGUAUUACCCGACACCACCGAACGCUGGCGUAAUGGCACCCUGUCCCUAUGACAUGUUAGCACAGCAGACGCAGCAGUCCAGCCUGAUCCCAACCCACUCCCACAUGGGAACGGGACAUCACCAAGCCUAUCUCUCCAACGACCCCCAGAGCAUGAUGUCACCAACGGCUGCUCUGUCGCCGACAUCUCACUGUGGAUAUUCUGCAAACCAAAACUCUAUGGGUAUGGGCUCUGUCGGUCAUCCCUAUCUCUCCAACUGCGCUCUGCCGCCGUCCAUGAGCUCCAUAUCUAGCUCUGCGUCUGAAUUUGCCGUGAGCUCGAGUAUGUACGCAACUGCAACGAUGGCAAUGGACACCAUGUCUGCAUGGGGCACAUGCCCUCCCUCCAUGUCAACGCCAUCUGGAGGACAGUACAUGAAACAGCCACCACUAAGUCCAAUACCAAGCCCGGUGCCGCAGAUGCCAAGUUUAUCUCCCGACCCUGGCCCCAGUGCAUAUGGUCAGAAUUCAACGAACAUCCACGGGCAGCCGAUCUUAGGCACAACUGACGGGCUGGACAUCGCCUUGGGAAUGCGGUUUCAGCACAGCUCGGCCGCGCCUUGCGACAGGAAGAUGUAUUCUUCGUCCUUCUCUUCGUCCCUUCCCUCUGUUGGAAGCCUAAGCCCUGGUGCACCACCACCUUCGCUCUCUCAAGCACAGGGUCCCUACUACGACACCAAGUAUUCAUUGUGAGUUCAUAUGACAUCGGCAGCACAAGCUAGAAGAAAAAAGAACAAAAGAAGGUGAAGAAGAAGAUGAUGAACCUCACUGUGGAGCAUCUCUGUUCCCCAUGGAGGAAAAACAACGGGCAUAGUGCACAGAGAAAGCGUGUUUGUGUACGUUAUGUAGAUAUUGCGAAAAUUAGUAUUGUUGUUCUUCUUGGUUGGAUCGAAUGCUGGUGAAUAGGUAUCUCAGCAAUAAUCGCAUGCGCGGCGCUGUUCGAGGUGCCGCUUUGAAAUGUUGGCAUUGGUUUUGUGAACAGCAGCCAUACAGAAAAAAAAAGUUAGAUUCGUACUGUCAUCCUCGUAUGAUGUCUAGCAGCGAAAGAAAAUAAUCGGAUGUUCUGUAAAUAUUCACCAUACAAUGAAUCAAACAAUAGCUUGUGGCGCACCGGUUCUUCAUGGCCAUUUGUCUAUCAAAAAAGGCCAAAAGGUGAGAAUUUCAACAGCGUAUUUUGAAGUACGUAGAUGCGUAAUCAUACAGGGUGCCCCAACAAACGUGUAAAUAGAGAUCUACUUUGGCUUUUAAUGUCUGGUGAGCGGUAUUUCAUGCUACACUAUUUCCCACCGUAUGAUUGAAUUUCGACAGAAUACUACUUUCAAUUGAGUCAUUUGCUGACAAGAAGCUCGGGAAUUUACACGCUUCAGCUGCUCGAAUCGCGUAAGGGGUUACAGCUGGCGCGUCUCAAACAAGUGUGAUUUUGGCUGUACAUCCACCACUAAAGCAAUCUGUCGGCGCACCUUUACGAGGGUUAGGCGCCUUGCCAAUGGAAAGAGAAGGUAGAAGAAAACAGCAUUAAGUCGUACGGUGGUUUUAUUUAGCUAUUGUUGUCUUUUCCCGUGUGUAGGAUAAUCCAAUUUUCUCUUUCUUCACUAGCAGCGCAAAUGGUCACUUUGUUUCCUCACUUGUGAUUUGAAGUAUCUAAGACGGUGGUCUUAAAUGAAUAUUUUUUACCUGUUGUACCCACGAAAAUGCUAAAGGCCUUAAAACGGCAAAAGGUAUAACGAUGCGUACGUUACUAAGAAAAGAAUACGUCUCACUAACCAAAUAUUCCACGUACCAUCUAUUUUAAAAAAUUACACCUAAAAUAUCGCGUGAAGCUAAAGUAACAAAAAUCGGUCAGCAUGAAAUAUCUUUCACCACAUAGUAUAGCAAGAAAUUAUAUGCUACUGCAUAAUGCCACGUUUUUGGGGAAACCGUAUGUUUAGACUAUAGUGUUAUUAAAAGAAAAACAGACGUGAUACAGCAGACAAAUACUUCGCACGUGUGAUCGUAUACGUAGAGUACAGCGCACACAUUUGCCAUCAUUUCAUAAUGUUUUCUAUCUACAACAUAUGGUCACAGUUGUUUUGCCCAAGCUUUUUUGAUCGAACGCUAUUGGAGUAUGGUAUUAUUAUACCGAUCGAAAACGUUGAUUAGCAGUAUUCGUCAUCGUUAAUAGGCAAAUGACAGAACUACGAAAUGCGCUUUAUUUCCAGUACCAUGCUAGUAUUACAAGGUGAUUUCACCAAUGUCAACUCGGGAGGUGACACGAACUUUUGACGGGUGUCGUUGGUACAGUGCCAAUGUGAUUGGUUCCAGUGAACGCAAUUAUUUGUCUAUGUGUACACCAUGUGCCAAAGGUGAUUGAUAUAUUUACCCAGUGAAGCUCUCUUUCAAGGGAUGGCUGAUUAACGUUGUCUGUCACUGUUUUUGGCUUGUGCUGGUACCGCAAUGAGUGGUUCAGGUGGUCUUACCUCGGUUACGCAGCCCUGUUACGAGAGAUGUGUCACCGCCGCUUGUAUACGCAUCAUGUAAUUAGGCAUGCGUGUAAGGAAAUGGAACAACGCCACCGUCCUUCACUGCAUACUUUAUUGUCGUACCACGAUCACACUGAGGUGAAUCAUACUGAGGGAAACCACCUUGCGGUGUAUACUAGGUGUAGUUGGCCAAGUGUUGUCCAAUAUUGUCCUAUUUAUUUUGGUAAGCAUGUUCACUAAUAACAGGUGUUUCGAACAAUCUACACCGAUCGACGAAUGUGAGUGAUACAGUAUUUGCAAUAAAGAAAGCCCAAGCGUU
Molecule: messenger RNA, 4058 nt
Organism: Ornithodoros turicata
Lineage: Eukaryota; Metazoa; Arthropoda; Arachnida; Ixodida; Argasidae
Product: forkhead box protein F1-like
Exons: 5
Coding region: 666-1973 (435 amino acids)
Biological process (GO): regulation of transcription by RNA polymerase II; animal organ morphogenesis
Cellular component (GO): nucleus
Molecular function (GO): DNA-binding transcription factor activity, RNA polymerase II-specific; RNA polymerase II cis-regulatory region sequence-specific DNA binding
Source: RefSeq, a predicted model, not a curated record